Messenger RNA from Aspergillus ibericus CBS 121593, 256 nucleotides. RefSeq lists its product as uncharacterized. The record is from RefSeq and is a predicted model, not a curated record. The transcript has a single exon. The coding region runs from base 48 to 215 and encodes 55 amino acids. Lineage: Eukaryota; Fungi; Ascomycota; Eurotiomycetes; Eurotiales; Aspergillaceae.
AAAUUGGAAUCGAACUAUCCGGCGUAGAGGGUAACAGAGUAAAGUCAAUGAUAUGGAAGCCAUUUGUGCUUAUCUGCACCAUGAUAUACAUAGUACUAUCCUUUGUCUUCUCCGGCAAAGUUCUGAUAGAAGUAAAGAGCUACAAUCUCCCAACUGCAUCUGAGCUUCUACACCAUAGAUUGAAAGUCCAGACGGAACAUGGCUCAGGCAACUAGCCUCGUAUGUACAUACAAGAAGUGAUACUGUCCAUUAACAA